AUGGGUAAGGCUAAAACAUUGUCCACAUUACUACAUACGAGCUGCACUUUCAAAGAAGCAUUUGAAAAUGUUUUUGGUCAAAACAAAGGAAUCCCAGCCCUUGUCUGUACAAGGUGGAACUCAACACCACGACAAAUUAGUGCUAUAACAAGUCUUGGUCAUCAAGCAUUGUGUAAUCUUCUAGAAGAUCAAGUGCAUAACGAAUUAAAGUUCAGCCCAAGGGAGUGGAGCCAGUUGCAAGAACUAGUCGCUAUCCUGCAGCCAUUCCUUGAAGCAACCAACUUGACACAGGUUGAGAAGGUUGUCACUAUCAGCAUUGUGUUGCCCAGUAUCUUGUCAUUGAACCAUCAUCUUGAGGACUUGUCAAAGAACGUCCGGUAUCUGAAUGGCCUAGUCAGAGCUCUCAAAAAGUCACUAUGGAAGAGAGUCCAAGGAAUUUUUGUAACUGUGCACAUGAUGGAAUCAAACCAAGAUUGUACAGAGCUACCAUUUAGUGAUCCUGUUUACCUUUUGUCAGCCAUACUUGAUCCAGGUUUCUGUAUGAUGUGGGCUGAACAUGAUGUGUUGAAAACAGAAGAUGUGAAAGAGAAGGUCAAGAAACGUGCAAAAGGUAAAAAUCAAUUUAAUAUAAUUAAUUUCUUAAUAUUAUUAGUCUGUUCUACUAGCUAAGAAUAUUUUUAUUAAAAUACUAAAAGUCCAGAGCUUUCGAAGUUCGAACUAAACGUUCAUCAUCAGGGUAACAAGACUAAAUUAAACUAGACAAACUAGAAGUCUUAUAUGAGUAAAUAAAUGCAAAUAACAGUAAGUUCUAUAUGAAUAAAUUAUUAAAAUUAAGGACUAAUCUGUUCUCUUUCAACAAUGGCCUAAUAUGAGUAAUAUCAUCCCAACUAAUGCUGUGUCCCGUUUGUUUCACAUGACAUGCUCAUUAUCACGUUAUAUAAUGGUACAUUUUUCACUUUUCAGCCAAACUGUCUUUUUUGUCAUUAAUCUAUAGACUGUGUCAUCUAUGAGAUCUCCCAGGUCAGCGCAGCUUUGUUACAAGGCGACAAUGAUCAAAAUGAUGGUGCAGCAAGUAAUACUGAUGAAGAACGCGAGGAAGGCGUUGUCGAAAAGAAGGUACCUAGACUUUUUGCAGGGUACGAAAGGAAAAACAAAAGCACUACCAACACAUCAGUUGCCUCCCAAUUCAACAAGUACUUAGAGUUGUGCCAGCAAUUUGAUGACAGAAGCCCUAAUGCAAGUCUUAACUUUUGGUUGGCUAACAAGAACAACCUCUCCAAAAUGUUUCCUGUGGCUCUAAGAGUGCUGCCUGUCCCUGCUUCCAGUUCACCUGUUGAACGCGUAUUCAGUCAUGGAGGCAUAAUCAUGCGCCCACACAGAGCUAAGCUAAGUGAUAAAACACUGUCUAAUUUGAUAUUUUUAAAGUGUAACAGUUUGUACAUGAAGUAG
This is a messenger RNA of Paramuricea clavata, 1449 nucleotides long. NCBI's taxonomy places the organism in Eukaryota, Metazoa, Cnidaria, Anthozoa, Malacalcyonacea, Plexauridae. The record is from the annotation of a GenBank genome assembly.